Messenger RNA from Hibiscus syriacus, 1300 nucleotides. RefSeq names its product UDP-xylose transporter 3-like. Gene Ontology annotation, molecular function: UDP-xylose transmembrane transporter activity; antiporter activity. The record is from RefSeq and is a predicted model, not a curated record. The coding region runs from base 93 to 1154 and encodes 353 amino acids. NCBI's taxonomy places the organism in Eukaryota, Viridiplantae, Streptophyta, Magnoliopsida, Malvales, Malvaceae. The transcript has 7 exons. Gene Ontology annotation, cellular component: Golgi apparatus.
CCUAUUGUAUGUGAUAAUGAGGUAGCUCCACAAUUCAAAUGCCUAAAUAUCCUACUAUAAUCAGCAAAUCUGAUUCAUAUUUCUAAAGAAAAAUGGGUGACAACCAUAAGUUCCUGCCGGGGACAAUUGGUGCUUUGAGUUUAUCGGUUGUUUCCUCAGUUUCCAUUGUUAUAUGCAACAAAGCUCUUAUCACCACUCUUGGUUUCAACUUUGCCACAACUUUGACAAGUUGGCAUCUCCUGGUCACGUUUUCUACUCUUCAUGUGGCUUUAUGGAUGAACAUGUUUGAGCAUAAGCCUUUUGAUGCUAGAGCUGUCAUGGGAUUUGGUAUUUUGAAUGGGAUGUCCAUUGGCCUUUUGAAUCUUAGUUUGGGUUUCAAUUCUGUUGGUUUCUUCCAGAUGACAAAACUGGCAAUUAUUCCCUGUACUGUUCUUUUGGAGACCCUUUUCUUCAGGAAGAAAUUCAGUAGGAAUGUCCAGCUUUCAUUAGCCAUUCUUCUUGUCGGAGUUGGGAUUGCUACUGUGACUGAUCUUCAGCUCAAUCUCCUGGGUUCUGUCCUUUCUCUCCUGGCUGUUGUUACGACAUGUAUAGCUCAAAUUAUGACUAAUAACAUCCAGAAGAAGUUCAAGGUAUCUUCAACUCAACUCCUGUACCAGUCUUGCCCUUAUCAGGCACUAACUUUGUUCAUCAGUGGCCCAUUCCUGGAUGGCCUUUUGACUAACCAGAAUGUUUUUGCUUUCAAGUAUACCCCUCAAGUGCUGUUCUUCAUUGUUCUGUCAUGCAUGAUAUCUGUCACUGUCAACUUUAGUACAUUUCUAGUAAUUGGGAAGACGUCCCCAAUCACCUACCAAGUCCUAGGACAUUUAAAAACAUGCCUUGUUUUGGCAUUUGGUUAUGUUCUACUUCAUGAUCCAUUUAGCUGGCGCACUAUUUUGGGGAUCUUGAUUGCUGUAGUUGGAAUGAUCCUUUACUCCUAUUAUUGCACUAUCGAGAGCCAGCAGCAGAAGGCUAAUGAAGUAUCAGCUCAGUUGCCUCGGGUUAAAGAAAGUGAUUCUGAUCCUUUGAUUAUUGUAGAUAAAGGAAGUGGGAUCUUGAGCGAUGGUGUUGUUCCGAAAUCUCCUGUAUGGAAUUCGAAAAGGGACCUGGAUGCAUAAAAUCUUCCAAAUUUUAAAAGUUGUAUUCAAUUUUGGUAGAUGAAAAAUUAGCAUGAGAGAAUUUGUGUAGGAUGUUAGUGUUCAAGUAUGGAAGGAAGGAAAUGCGUUAUGAUAGUAGAAGUUUGGGUGUUAGUUGUAUAUCAGGA